UUCACUUUGUUGGUCCUCCAGUAUCCCACAAUGCACCGGUGCCGUGCUCCGUGUCCACGUCAAAGCUGACAGCGGACCCUAGCCGAUAAUGGCUGCAGUUGAGGUGGCACUUUUGGCUCUUUAGACCGGCCAUAAACUGCUGACUACGGAACUAAAAGUGUCCUAAAAAAUGCAGACUCCAGUAAAAUGCCCAACUCAAAGGUAAAAGCUGCCCGGCUUUGAAAUAAUGUCGCGUAUCUCGCUUGUCUUGACGGAUUCCUUCAGACGAACGACCAGCUGUUGUUAGCUGGGGGUUUUGUGCUAGCUAAUUGGACGUGUGUCAGCCUGCUAAGUCACUUUGCUGCCAACCCAAAAAGUGUGUUUUUAUUUUUUUAAAGAUAACAGUUUUUGCGUGGAUUUGUAGCAACAGUGGAGCUUAAUGACGAAACUCGCUUCGUCGUAUUUCAACUCAGAGAGAGGCUAGCUCCCACGUACCCCUCGGCCCUUCUUUGUUUUUGUUUGUUUUUCACUGCCUCUGAGGAUGUCAUCCUGGCUGGGUGGAAUUGGGUCUGGCCUCGGCCAGUCUCUGGGCCAGGUCGGCGGGAGCCUGUCAACUUUCACCGGGCAAAUCUCAAACUUCACCAAAGACAUGCUGCUGGAAGGGGUGGAAGAGGUCGGCGAUGCUGCCACAGAACUUCAGGUGUCCAAUUCCAAGUUGGCUGAAGUUGAAGCUGCAUUUAUUGCACAGAAAUCUGAGUAUGACAGGUUGCGGAAGCUGCACGCAGAGCUGGAGGAAAAGCUGGAGGCAUCGGAAAUCCAGAUUAAACAGCAGUCAUCAGAAUACAGAACCCUUCUGCAACAGAAAGACGUGGAGAUCAGUCACCUGAAAGCUCGGCAGAGCGGACUCCAAGAAGAAGUCCAGAAGCUGCAGCACUCCGCCCAGUCCUCGUCGGGCGGCCCGGCGGUAUUGCCUGCUGCCACUACCUCUUCGACCACUACCUCCUCCUCUGCUUCCACAUUCCUGACACGCCCCUCAGGGUCUCAUCAGGGCUUCCACGGCGACGAGGUCGACAUCAGUGACGUUCUUUGGUCGCAGCAGGAAAUCAACAGGCUGUCCUCAGAAGUCAUGCGUCUGGAGGCAGAGGUGUCACACUGGAGAAGAGUGUCUCAGGCCACGUCAGCGACAGGAGAUGGAAAUGGGGACCAGGGGGAGAUUGUCAAACUUCAAAGGACUAUUAAGGAUCUGCGAGAUGAGAUGAGCCGUGAGGUGGACGAACACCAGCAUGAGCUUGCUGCUCUGCAGGACGUCCAUCGGCAAAAGAUGGCCGACGUCACCCGGCGUCACAGAGAGGAGCUAACAGAAUACGAGGAGAGGAUAGAAGAGCUGGAGGAACAGAUUCACAGCGGAGGCAGCCAAGUCAGCUCCUCAUCCGAUGGCCCCAAACUGCUGGAGUACCAGAAAACCAUCCAGUCUUUGCAGGAAGCGGCAGAGCAGCGUGAGAAGCAAAUGGCCGAGUUGGCCGCUCAUCUGGAGGAGGCUCAGAGGACACAGGGCUCGCUGCAGCUAGAGAAGGACGACGCUCAGCAGGAGAACGUAGGGCUGCUGCAGAACUACUCACGGCUGCAGGCCUCAGUGGCAGAGCUCCAGACACGGGUGCAAGAACAGCAGGGGAAGGCUCUGCAAAAAGCUCAGCUGGAGCACGAGAUCCAAACAUUAAGGAAUAAUCUUGCAGCUGCAGAAACAGAAAUGGAAAGACUGAGGCUCCUGGCUGCGGCUGAUCCAAAGGAGGAAGUGGAGCAUGCUGACAUCUUAGAACUGAACACCAUUAUUGGAACUCUGAGACAAGAAAAGGAGGAGCUAGAGGAGGAAAAGCUCAAUCUGCAACAUAAACUGAAAGUGGCAGAAGAACAAAUGGUGAGCAGCAAAGGAGCCGAAUGUGAAGUGGAGUCUCUGGAUGAUCUAAAGGCAGAGCUGGAGAGGAGAGAAAAGCUCCUGAGAGCCACUGAGCAGGAACGAGACACGUUGAUGUCUGAGCUGGAGGAACUAGACCAACAAAACCAAGAAGCAACAAAGCAUGUGAUUUCGGUGAAAGAGCAGCUCUCUGUACAGUUGAGGGAAGCUGAGAGUGAACUGACAAGAGUGACCGCUGAGCUUAACGCAACCAAAGACCAGAACAGGACACUGGAGCAAGAACUGGAGACGCAGAAAGCAAAAAACAGCCAGAGUGCAUUCACCCUGAAUGAUCUGCAUAUGGGCAAACAGCAGCUGGAGAGGAUGGUGAAGGAGCUGAAAGACAAACUGGGACGCGCACAGGAGCUGAGCCGGGACGCUCGCGAGGAAGCUGCAGAGCUGAAGAAGACGCUGCAGGAGAAAGAGGAGAAGUUGAGUGCCCUUAAAGCGGAGCAGGAUCGUGGAGGGGAGAAAGGAACUGAGUCACAAAGAGACUCUGAGCUCUUGGAAGCGAAGGAGAAGGAGUUGCUGGAGCUCAAGAGAGAACUGGAUGAGAUAAAGAGCUCUUAUGAGAGAGUUUUGUCUGAGGAGUAUGAAGUGAAGAUGGAGAAGACGAGGUUGAGGGAGGAGAGUGCAAAUGCCCUGAGUAAAGUGGACGAACUAACCAAGCAACUGAAAGAGAACCAGGCUGCCGUGAACAGGACUGUGAGGGAGAAGGACACUCGUAUUGAGGCUUUAAAGCUGGAGAAAAAUCAGCUUGAAGACGAACUGUCGCGGGCCGAGAGGACGCUGACAGAGCAGGCGAAACAGUACCAGCAGACCAUCGAGGAGCUGACCCGAGCCCGCUCCAUGGAUGCCUCGGCCUUACAGACCGAGCACGAGUCUGCAAUCAAACUGAACCAGGAGAAAGAUCUGGAGAUUUCCAAGCUGAGAAGAGACAUGGAGCAGCUGGUGUCCGACCACAGAGACACCAACGAGAUGCUUUCCAUCACCGUCGCGGGACAGAAGCAGCUGACGGAUCUGCUGCAGGAGAAGGAUGUGUUUGUUGAGACUUUAAAGCAAAACGCUGCUGAUUUGCAAACGGAGAUGGAGACCAGCAUGUCAGUUAUGAACAAGGACGCUGAGAUACUCAAGCAAGCCCUGGAGGAAAAGGAUAAACAUCUGGGCGCCAUGAAGGAAGAUAACAGCCAUUUGAAAGAGGAGAUCGAUCGCCUCAGGGAUCAGCAAAGCAGAGCUCAACCUCUGGCCGAGCCCAAGACCUUGGACAUUAUCACCGAGCUGGAGACCGAGAUCACCCAGCUCAAGUCGUCCAGGAAUCGCCUGGAGGAGGAGCUUCAGGCUCUGAGGAGAACCACCGAGGACCAGCAGGCCUCGCUCCUGCUGUCUCAGCAGUCUCUGCAGGCUCAGCAGAGCGAGCUGGAACAGGCCCACGCUCGCCAUCAGCAAACCACACUCAACUACGACAGACUCCUCCACGCCAGAGAUGAGGAGAUAACCCACCUCAAGCAAACGGUCGAUCGGCUCAGUGAGGGCCAGGGCCGGGCCAACUCCCCGCCUGUGCAUGGGGAAGUCAUCCUGCAGGAGGACAAGACGGAGUCUCUGAACCAGGAGAAUGGCAAUGAGAAGCACGACCUGUCCAAGGUGGAGAUCGAGAAGCUGGUGAAGGGCAUCAAGGAGAGAGAGACUGAGAUCAGCCAGCUGAAUGAGAAGAACCUCUCGUUGACCAGACAGCUGGAUCAGCUGGUGGUUUCGAGGGACGAAGUGGACAAACUCUCUCAGAUUGUCCUGCAGAAAGAUCUCGAAAUCCAAGCGCUUCAUGCCAGACUCUCCAUGAGUGGAGGACACAGCCAGGACGUCCUGUACCUGCAGCAGCAGCUGCAGGCGUACGCGGUGGAGAGGGAGCAGAUGCUGGCUGUGCUCAACGAGAAGACCAGGGAGAACAGCCAGCUCCGCUCCGACUAUCACCGUCUCAUGGACAUCAUGGCGGGCAAAGAGGCCGCCCUGGUGAAGCUUCAGCAGGAGAAUCAGCGGCUCUCCAACAUGAGCGACCCCUCAGGAAGCCAGGAGAUGUUCAAGGAGACCAUCCAGAACCUGUCUCGCAUCAUCCGGGAGAAGGACAUAGAGAUCGACGCGCUGACUCAGAAGUGCCAAACCCUGGUGACGGUGCUGCAGUCCACAGGGGAAGAGUCCGGACCUGGCUCCGGAGGCGUGAGCAGCAACCAGUUCGAGGAGCUGCUGCAGGAGAGGGACACGCUGAAGCAGCAGGUGAAGAAGAUGGAGGAGUGGAAGCAGCAGGUGAUCACCACGGUGAAGAACAUGCAGCACGAGUCCGCCCAGCUGCAGGAGGAGCUGCUCAAGCUCCAGAGUCAGGUGACCGCCGACAGCGACUGCAGCUCCAAGCUGUCAGUGGACUACACCCGGCUGAUCCAGAGCUAUGAGCAGAAAGAGAAGAGGCUGGGCAGCCUGAGCCUGGAACUCGCCCAGGUUCAGCAGACCAUCACUCAGCUGAGCACCACCAAGGACGUCCUGCUGGGUAAACUGGACAGCGUAGCGCAGACUCCGCAAGCGGUAGCCGCUCAGAGCCGCGGCCCUCCUCUAACAGCAAACGCCCCGAGUCAGCAAAGUGCCUCAGCCUUGAACGACAUCAGGCUGCUGGAGGAGCUGGAACGACUGAGAGCGCUGCUGACGGAGAAAGAAAACACGGUCAGGACCCUCCAAGAAAACAACCACCGGCUGUCCAACUCGGCCUCCGCCUCCGAGAGCGAGCAGAGAAGCCAGGCCGAGGAGGCCCGGCAGGCCAGAGAGAGGCUGGAGUCCCUGCAGAGGUCCGUCAGGGAGAAAGACCUGCUCAUCAAAACCAAAGGAGACCAACUGACCCAUGUGAGCGAGGCGCUGCGCAACCGUGAGAAUGACAACGAGGUGCUGAAGCAGGCCGUGACCAACCUCAAAGAGCGCGCUCUGAUUCUGGAGCUGGACGUGAAGAAUCUGAAGGAGGAGAACGAGCUAGUGGCCGCGCGCUCCCGGGAGAAAGAGUCGGAGUUCCGGGCGCUGCAGGAGACCAACAUGCAGGUUUCCCUCCUGCUCAGAGAGAAGGAGUUUGAGCUGAGCGCAAUGAGCGAAAAGUCUGCCACGGUGGAGAGGAUGCUCAAAGACAAAGAGCAGGGUAAAUCUGGAGAGCUGAAUCAGCUCCUGAAUGAGCUGCAGUCGAUGCAGGAGAAAGCUGUGAUGUUCCAGCAUGAGAGGGAUCAGAUGAUGAUGGCUCUCAAGCAGAAACAAAUGGAGACCACCGCAGUACAGAAUGAGCUGCAGCAUAUGAGGGACAAAGAGCAGCGACUAAACCUGGAGCUGGAAAGGUUGCGCAAUCACCUGCUGGAGAUUGAGGAUUCCUACACGAGAGAGGCCCUCGCUGCCGAGGACAGGGAGACCGAGCUGCGACGGCGGGUGGCGCUGCUGGACGAGAAGGUGGCUACGUCCUCCAGCGCUGUGGAGAAUGCCAGCCAACAGGCCAGCAUGCAGGUGGAGUCUCUGCAGGAGCAGUUAAGCAGGGUGGUGAAGCAGAGGGACGACACUGUCGCCCAGCUCAGAACCUCUCAGGAGCAGGUCAACCAGUACGCAGUGUCCCUCUCCAACCUGCAGAUGGUGCUAGAGCAGUUCCAACAAGGCAAGUUGGCAAGCAGAGACGUGGCUUUGCCAGCCAUUUACAUGCUAUUAAAAGAGAAAGCCAUGUACUCGGCAGAGCUCGAAAAGCUCAAGAGGGAGAAGGAAGAGUGGAAGAGAAAAGCUCUUAUGCUGGAAAACCAAACAUCCGCUCUCCAGCUUAACUUGGACGAGGCCAACGCCGCGCUAGAUUCAGCAUCUCGGCUCACGGAUCAGAUUGAUCUGAAGGAGGAGCAAAUUGAAGAGCUGAAGAAACAAGUGGAGGUGAGGCAGGAGAUGUUGGAGGAGGCACAGAAGAAACUGAUGAACCUCCUGAACAGCACAGAGGGAAAGAUAGACAAAGUCCUGAUGCGUAACCUCUUCGUGGGGUACUUCCACACGCCUAAAGCCAAGCGUGCAGAUGUGCUGAGGCUCAUGGGAAGUGUGUUGGGACUGAGUCGAGAAGACGUGGAUCAGAUGCUGGAGGAGGACGGACGGCGCGGGGUCACAGGAUGGAUGUCCAGCUGGCUGGGCGGGAGAGGAGCACAAAGCGUCCCUAACACUCCGCAGAGGCCCAACAGCGGUCAAAGCCUGAACUCGUCUUUCUCAGAGAUGUUUGUCAAAUUCUUGGAGAUGGAGUCGACCCCCUCGCUGCCAGCGCCGAGGCUUCCAGUCCACGACAUCACGCCUCUGAGCGCCCCUCCCCCGGGCAGAGGCGGGGCUUCUGCCUCCGCUGCUGCAGGGGCUCCAGCAGGCAGCAGGCGGGCCGGAGAGUCCAGCCCUUUCCUGGCCCCUCGCUCCGCCGCCGUGCCGCUGCUGGCCGCUUCAGGCUCCGGCGGCUCCGGAGGCCACCUGCUGAUGAAGCCCAUCUCCAACGCGCUGCCCACCUUCACGCCAGUGCCCGUCUCAGCCGAGUCCAGCGGUGGAGCCGUGCUCAAAGACUUGCUGAAGCAGUGAGGAGCGUCGCGCCAAUUCCUCAACCCAUCCACCACGACCUGUCCAACACUACAAAGACUUAAGAAACCCACGCCCCGCUGCUCAUCACUGCUCGUUUUCAUUCAUCUCAUUCUCCUUUUCAAGAUCCGACAAUUCAUAAUGCGCCCAUUUCUGCCAUCUUUCCAAGGUUUUAGUCCGUUUCACUCCCAGAUACAGUUCUAUGCAACAGAGUCCCGCUUUACUCAUCACCGAAAAUGUUUCCAGCUCCACGUUAGUGCUGCGUCUUGACCCACGAACAGAAAAAUGAGCGGGGCAGGUGACUCAAAUUCGUCCUACCGGGGUUCCCAAACAUAAGUGACCUUGUAAACUGACCGUGCUCGGGUUCAAAGCGUGGGUCGGGUCGAACCGUCAGCUCCGUGUGCAGGAGGACACGAGUCGUUCUGCUUUUCUCUCGGCCGGCACCCAACGGCUUGUUUCCUCUUGUCCUCAGAGUGUUUUCUUGUUUUUGUUUUUUUUGUUUUUGUUUUUUUUCCCCCUUCCUCCUUCUCUACAAUUUAGUGAGCUUUUCUCUGAUCCAGGAGCUGCCUUAAAAAAAC
Menidia menidia (Atlantic silverside) is the source of this 7098-nucleotide messenger RNA. The record is from the annotation of a GenBank genome assembly. NCBI's taxonomy places the organism in Eukaryota, Metazoa, Chordata, Actinopteri, Atheriniformes, Atherinopsidae.